Molecule: messenger RNA, 2147 nt
Organism: Conger conger (European conger)
Lineage: Eukaryota; Metazoa; Chordata; Actinopteri; Anguilliformes; Congridae
Product: protein phosphatase 3 catalytic subunit alpha-like
Exons: 14
Coding region: 201-1766 (521 amino acids)
Biological process (GO): calcineurin-NFAT signaling cascade
Cellular component (GO): calcineurin complex; cytoplasm; cytosol
Molecular function (GO): calmodulin binding; calmodulin-dependent protein phosphatase activity
Source: RefSeq, a predicted model, not a curated record
UACAGCAGCAGCCCUGCAUCCUCCCUCCCCGGGUAGCAGAGCAGACAUCCCCAGCCUAGGUGGUGAGACACGGAGGAACACACCGAGUGAUGCUACUGCACCAACCGCUCCUCGCAUCAGCGAAAACACGCAGUGAAUAAUUUUGCCACGUCUGCCGGAGGAAUAAAUAUCUUUUUUUUUUCUCGAGACAGCAACUGCCCAUGAAGAUGUCUAACGUUGAAAUGGUCAUAAACCCCUCCGAACGGCAGGUGAAAUCCGUGCCGUUCCCCCUGAGCCACCGGCUCUCCAUGAAGGAGGUGUUCGACUGCGAGGGGAAGCCGCGCGUGGACCUGCUGAAGGCCCACCUCACCAAGGAGGGCCGCGUGGAGGAGGCCGUCGCCCUGCGCAUCGUCACCGAGGGAGCCUCCAUCCUGCGCAAGGAGAACACCAUGCUGGACAUCGAGGCGCCCGUCACAGUGUGUGGAGACAUCCACGGGCAGUUCUUCGACUUGAUGAAGCUGUUUGAAGUGGGGGGGUCCCCUGCCACAACACGGUACCUCUUCCUGGGAGACUAUGUGGACCGAGGCUACUUCAGUAUCGAGUGUGUUUUGUACUUGUGGUCGCUGAAAAUCCUGUAUCCACGGUCUCUAUUUCUACUUCGGGGAAACCAUGAGUGCAGACAUCUGACAGAGUAUUUCACUUUCAAACAGGAAUGUAAAAUCAAGUAUUCGGAGCAGGUGUAUGACGCCUGCAUGGACGCGUUUGACUGCCUUCCCCUGGCCGCCCUCAUGAAUCAGCAGUUCCUGUGCGUUCACGGGGGACUCUCCCCAGAAGUACACAACCUCGACGACAUAAAAAAGUUGGACAGGUUCAAGGAGCCUCCUGCUUUCGGGCCGAUGUGUGACCUGCUGUGGUCCGACCCUCUGGAGGACUUUGGGAAUGAGAAGACCCAGGAGUUCUUCAGCCACAACACAGUCAGGGGCUGUUCAUACUUCUACAGCUAUCCUGCCGUGUGUGAGUUCCUACAGAAUAAUAACUUAUUAUCAGUCAUCCGAGCACAUGAGGCACAAGAUGCUGGUUAUAGGAUGUAUCGGAAGAGUCAGACCACCGGAUUUCCCUCUUUAAUAACCAUCUUCUCGGCACCAAACUACCUUGAUGUUUACAAUAAUAAAGCUGCGGUUCUCAAGUACGAGAAUAAUGUGAUGAAUAUUCGGCAGUUUAACUGCUCUCCCCACCCCUACUGGCUUCCCAACUUCAUGGACGUCUUCACCUGGUCUCUGCCCUUCGUCGGGGAGAAAGUUACAGAGAUGCUGGUCAACGUGUUGAGCAUUUGUUCCGAUGAUGAACUCAUGAACGACGAGGAAGAGAUCUUUGAUGCCAAUGCAGCGGCAGCUCGGAAGGAGGUGAUCAGGAACAAGAUCCGGGCGAUUGGGAAGAUGGCCAAGAUGUUUUCUGUGCUGAGGGAGGAGAGUGAGAGUGUGCUGACUCUGAAGGGGCUCACUCCCACCGGCAUGCUGCCCAGCGGGGCUCUCUCUGGGGGGAAGAAGACGCUGGAGAACGCCACCAUCCAAGCUAUAGAAGCCAUAGAGACGGAUGAGGAUGAGGACGGUGAAGUCCGUGGAUUUGCACAGCACAAGAUCACCAGCUUCGAGGAGGCCAAGGGUCUGGACCGCAUCAACGAGCGCAUGCCGCCCCGCCGUGACGCCGUCAACAACGUGGGACACUCCAUGGGCAAAAUGAACGUGUCGGAGCCCAACGGCACGGACGAUAACCGCAAUAUACAGUGAGCCGCCCUCGCCGCUCCUCCAGCUAGCGGUCAACCGUCCUCUGCUACCGCCAACACUACCUGUGUCACCAGGACACGGCACAACCAUACGCCCCGGUCUCUCCGCUCUUCACCGAUACGAAAAAAAACAAACGAAUAAAUACAAAAACGAAAAUCCGAAAAUUACACACAACAUCCGCGACGACAAAGGACAUCUUCAUCGACAGAAACGAGACACUCGCUUGAAUUUUUUUAAAAGUAGGGAACCCCCGGUCUCCUUGUACAGGACAGGACGUGAGGGUGGUUUUUUGGGGUUUGACUGGGAUGUGGCUCGUGGGGGGGUCCCGCUCUGAUGGAGAAGACCCCGAUGUUCUGCUGAGAGGGGGAAAGGCGGGCGGAGUGA